AUGCUGUCCUCUCCAAUGAUGUUGUCGUUUACGACAAUAUUCUCCCUCCUCGGCGUCGUUUUGAUGAUUGUCGGCCUCUCCUUCGACAAUUGGGUCGAAUACCAGGUCAACCGCCGAGACAUCGUCAACGCGUUCACCCAUGAUCAAGACCUAAAUAUGAAACUGAAAGAUGCCUUCGUCAGCAACAAACUCUUCUACUCCAGAAACUACGGCCUGUUCAACAUCUGCUUCGGCGACACCCUUCCAAAUGGUAUCGGCAGCUACAACAAACUCGGCGUCAACUGCAUCACCUACAAUGACUACUUCCCCCAGGACUCCGAGUCGAUGCACUUCACGCAGCUCCAAAAUAUCCGUCUGUGGCUGAUGCGCGGCUUGGUGGUCUCCUUCGCCGUCGGGCUUCUGCUCCUCUUCAUCUCGUUCGCUAUCGGCGUGACGGCAUGCUGGGGCCGUAGCCAGCGAUACGUCACAACCACCGCUGUGGUUAUGCUAUUCUCCAUGCUUUUCUUCUUCAUCGGACUUGGUAUCUGGCAUUACGUCGAUUACAUGGAACGCAAUCAGCUUGAUAUGGCUCCGUUCUACAAGGCUUGGGAACCGAUCCUAAAGCAAACGACUCGGAUCAGCUACGGAUGGACGCUGGUGUUGGCAUGGACUGGGGCAGCUUUCCUCAGCAUUGCCACCAUUUUCAUGUUCCUGUCGGCCCACGCGCUGAAGCGAGAAGAUGACAAGGCUUUCGAGGCCAAGCACGGCGGAUAUGCCCUUUCGAGCUACUAUCCUGAUAUGAAGACCGGCACCAUUGUUCCGUCUUACAACUACAACACCUACGGAUACGGACAGCACUACCCUGGCUACUACCAACAACAGUACAACAACCAGUACUAUGGCUAUAUGACAUACGGACGA
Messenger RNA from Mesorhabditis spiculigera, 900 nucleotides. NCBI's taxonomy places the organism in Eukaryota, Metazoa, Nematoda, Chromadorea, Rhabditida, Rhabditidae. The record is from the annotation of a GenBank genome assembly.